CGGAGAGCGAUGGAAGAAGACGCCCUGAGACUGGCCUACACGUGGGGCAUCAUCUCGCUCUGCCUGCCCGCGGCCGUCGCCAACGGGGCCGUGCUCUUCUCCUCGGGGCUGCUGCUGGGCAGGGCAGAGCCGCGGGCCGCCUACAUGCUCCUCGGCAGCAUCGCCCUCGCCGACCUCUUCGCUUCUUGCCUCAUCCUAGUCGGCCUGCUCUACCCGCACGCCGCCAGGACGCCGCUCACCUGUGCCUUUCUCAUAGGUGGAGAAGUGAGCUUCAGCUUGCUAUCCAUGGUAUCUAUCGUUCUCAUCGCAGUGGAAAGAUACUUCUACAUCGUUCACGGUAUCAAGUAUGACAACAUCCUCACACAUAAUAGGAUCCGACUCCUGAUUCUGUGCUCCUGGUUCGUGGCGGUGGGGUUCGGCCUGGUCCCAGAACUGUUCUACAAGAUGGCCGCCUCAGAUGCAGCCUUCCAUUGCAGGUUCGUCAACAUCAACCCGACGGUGGUGGUAGUGGCUGCGUCCGUGGCGAUCCCAGCGCUUCUUGUCACCGCGAUCCUCUACACUGUGGUCUUUGUCCACGUCAGGAGGGCCACUAAAGCCAUCCACAACGGUAAUUCCAGGAUGAAAUUCAGAUCAAUAGUUGUUGUCUUCCUGUCUUCAAUCUGCUUUCUGCUCACCUGGGGUCCGUACAUGGUGACUGGUUUUGGAUAUGGCGUUUUUUGUCAAAAACACGAAGACAAUAAGACCUGUAAAGAAAUGGCUCUCGCUCUUUCAUCUCCUUUAGCACUCCUGGGAUUCUUGAAUUCGGUAUUGAAUCCCAUUAUUUAUGCCUGGUGGCAUAGACCAUUUAAUUUGGCUAUAAGAAAACUUAUCUGUCCAAUGAAAAUGAGAGAACGAGUUAGAAAAGAUAUGUAUGAUGCUGCCUCGAUUGACACGAUAUCGGAAAAAUUUGAUAUGUGAAACUCUGUAAAGUAAUUCUGUGAGUCAUGAAUCUAAAUUUAUCUUUUUUAAGGAUGGUGAUAUACCACCUUUUCUUUCCAUAUUAUAAAAAAAUAUUUUGAAAAUAGGCAAAACCAUAUUUAGUUUUUCAACGUUUUAUGUUAUUGAAUCAGACACAAUGGCUUUAAGUUAUUACUUAUUAAAAGUUGUAUUACGACCUGAAUAGUACAAAGAUGAUCUGAUCGAC
Nezara viridula (southern green stink bug) is the source of this 1183-nucleotide messenger RNA. The record is from the annotation of a GenBank genome assembly. Lineage: Eukaryota; Metazoa; Arthropoda; Insecta; Hemiptera; Pentatomidae.